This is a messenger RNA of Ilex paraguariensis (yerba mate), 1536 nucleotides long. Lineage: Eukaryota; Viridiplantae; Streptophyta; Magnoliopsida; Aquifoliales; Aquifoliaceae. The record is from the annotation of a GenBank genome assembly.
AUGACUAAGCAGGCAGUUGAGGGGAAUUUAACAACACAUGUUCCUUUUCCACCUUCAAGUCCAUUGUCAAGUGCCCGUGAUAUAUUCCGUCCUAAAAGAGACAUUGGAUACAGUCCUCAGCAUAGUUAUUCUUCACUGUCUGCAUUUGAUUAUAAUAUUAAGGGAGAUGCGGCUUCUAUGCCCUCACAUCUUAUUUUGAAGGAUCCUUUGGAGGAACCUCAGGAUCCUUUGGAGGAACCUCAGUUAAUUUAUAUUGAGGAAAGGGGAAAGGCAAGCAUAAUGAGGGAAUUUGAUGAAAAAACGAUUUGGACCAGUGAUUGUAUUCCUCUGAUGGCAUCAUUUAAUAAAGGGAAGAUGCAACACUCUCUGUGGGUUGCAGAAGUUGUUGAUUGUAACCUUGAAGUUGCAAAUUCUAAAUUAUCUGAUGUAGUUCCUCCGGGGGUGUUACCGAAACAGUGUUCCUUUCGAAGGAUAUGGCAAGGGAAGGGUGCCCAAACAGCUGCUAGAUAUGUCCUUGGCCAUCCUUUGCCUACCAUGUUGCAUGCUUACUGUUGUGUUCCUUUCCAUUUUCAGCACUUGACAUUUACUCGAUUUUAUGAUACUUGUCCUACUUCUGAGAAUCUAUCAGUUUUCCUGGCAACUGAUGAUGAUACUGCACCUAUUAUUUGUUUUCUUCUCCAAGAACGAAAAAAGUUGUUGUCAGUGAGGCUUCAAAGUGUAGAAAUAAAUAAUGAGAUUCUCUAUGAUAUCAAACCCGACAUGAGCUGGAGUGUACCAGCAGUUGUGGCAGCACCUGUUAUUGUAACUCGUCCGAGAGUGAAAGUGGGACUGCUGCCGUGUGUAGACAUCAUGGCUUUGACUUCAGAAAAUUCCCUUCUUCUUUAUUCUGGCAAGCAAUGCCUGUGUAGAUAUACAUUGCCUUCUGUUUUGGGGAAAGGUCAGGCUUUGCGUACUUUGAAGUCUUCAGAAAUAGCUUCUGCUCUCCUUGAUGUAAAAAUUGUUGGAUUGGCUGAUGCUGUUGAAGGCCGUGUUAAUGUUAUUUUGACUAAUGGGCAGAUCUACAGAUGUACAUUGCGAAGAAGACCAUCAUCAUCAUUGGCAAAUGAUUGCAUCACUACAAUGGCUGAGGGGCUCACUUCUAGUUUCUUCAAUCAUUUUCUUGUGCUUCUGUGGGGUGAUGGUGAUUCGGCGUAUUUAGCCCAGGCAGAUUCUGGUGUUGACUCGGAGUGGGAGUCUUUUUGUAGUAUUAUAAUGCAAAUGUGCAGAAAGUCUAGACAUGUCCCUCGAAGGAGUUCAAAUUCAGUUUCUCACUCAUCAUGGGAGUUUCUUAUCAACAGUAGUUUUCACAAGAACUACUGUAAACAAAAAUUUAUUCCUGAAAUUUCUCCUAGAAUGUCACUUGAUCUGCAGGGGUCAGAUUCAUCUGGAUCUUUUCUACAUGGUAUCCAAAGCCCAACAGAGCUAUUUAUGGAGACUCUGGAUUCUUUGCAUGGAUUAUAUGAAAGCCUGAAAUUAGACAAUCUUCGCAAACGGUGA